GGGUUCUGGAGAUUGUCUCAGAGGGGUGUCCGGAGCCUGGCAGUGAGGGCCAGAGGGCAGAGACAGAGAGAGACACAGCAAAGGAAAGACACAGGGAGAAAGAAAGAGAAGGACCCCAAAGGGACAAGGACCCCAGUAUUCAUCAACAUAGCCUCAGCCACAGCGGAAGCCAGCCCAGGGAGAAGCUCUGCUGCUGGUCUGUCCCCAUGGGCCACCCUGAGCCAUGGCUGCAGGCGUCUCUCCUCUGGGCUGCCAUGGCCAGCCUGCUCCUCCCCCCUGCUAUGACCCAGCAGCUGAGAGGGGCUGGGCUGAGCCCCAGCAACUGGAACAACAAUGCAGGCGUCCCCGGGCCCACAGAGGACGCAUCAGGCAAGUUCGGUCACUCCGGGCACAGCCAUAGAAGCCAUGGGGAUGAGAACAGCGAUGUCUCCACAGAGAGUGGGCAUCAUUUCUGGGCCUCUGGAGACCACGGAGAAGAGGAAGAAGAUGUCUCCAAAGCAGCCCAUCCCCGCCAAGGCCACAGGUACCAAGGCCAUGAGGUGGGAGAUGAGAACAUCUCUGAGGAGGAGGGAACCACAGAGCACGCUCCGCAGGCGGGUGGGCACAGAGGCCGUGGGAGCAAAGACGUGGAUGAUUCAGCUGAGCCCAGGCACCACUUCCCCAGCCGUGGGAGCCACGGCCACCAAGAUGAGGAUGAAGAUGAAAUUGUGUCCAGCGAGCGACACCAUCGUAUCAUCAGGCAUGUAUGCCGAGGCCAUGGAGAAGAGGGGGAGGAAGAGGAGGAGGAAGGGGGCAUCUCCACCGAGUAUGGACACCAGGCCCACGGGCACCGAGACCACGGGAUGGAAGAGGACGAAGACGUCUCAGCUGAACGUCACCAUCAUGGUCCCAGCCGUGGGCACCAAGGCCACGAAGAAGAAGAUGAUGAUAAUGAUGUCUCCACUGAGCACAGACACCAGGUCCACGGGCACCGAGUCCAUGGGAUGGAAGAGGACAAAGACGUCUCAGCUGAACGUCACCAUCACGGCCCCGGCCACAGACACCGAGGCCAUGAAGAAGAAGAAGAUGACGACAAUGAUGGUGACUCCGCUGAGUACAAAUAUCAGACGCACGGGCAUCAAGGCCAAGAGAAGGAAGAGGAUGGAGACGUCUCAGACUCGCACCACCGUCAUGUCCCUGGCCACGGACACCCAGGCCACAGAGAUGAGGAGGAUGAGGAUGAGGUCGUAUCCACUGAACACUGGCACCAGAUUCCCAGACAUACCCACCAUGGCCUUGGAGAUGAGGAGGAGGAAGGAGAGGAGAUCACGGUCAAGUUCAGCCACCAUGCUGCAAGCCCCCAAGGCCACAAGAGCACUGAGGAGGAGGAGGACUUCCCAAACGAAUAUACGAGAGAGAGCCCUGGUCGUCACCACCCCGGGGUCCCCAAGGAGGAAGAUGAGGACAUCUCCACCAAGCUUGGCCACCAGCCUGCCAGCCACAGGCAGCAAGGCCACAGAGGAUCCAUCAAAGAAGAGUCUAGCUCCCACCCCCGGGAACACAUGGGGGUCAAGGAUGGAAGCCAUUUAGGGGAGGGUGAUUCCGAGGAGGAAGAGGAAGAGGACCACAGCUCCCCUGAAGAGGAUGAUGAAGGUUCAGAAGAGGAAGGAGAAGGCACCCACCAGGGCAGCCUGGACCGGGAGGAUGAGGAAGACGAGGAGGAAGGUCAUGGCCUCAGCCUGAGCCAGGAGGAGGAGGAAGAGGAGGAGGAAGAGGAGGAGGAGGAAGAGGAGGAGGAGGAGAGGAGGGAAGAGAGGGCUGAGGUUUGGGUCCCACUGAGCCAGGACCACCAGGAGGAAGAGGACGAGGAGGAGGGGCUGGAGGAGGAGGAGGAGCUGCCCGUCACCAUCAUCCCCAACCCACUGGCUGGCAGGGAGGCGGGAGGUGCCUCCAGCGAGGAGGAGAGUGGUGAAGACGUGGGUCCCCAGGGUGCCCAGGAAUACGGGAACUACCAGCCAGGAUCCCUGUGUGGCUACUGCUCCUUCUGCAAUCGAUGCACUGAAUGUGAGAACUGUCACUGUGACGAGGAGAACAUGGGAGAGCACUGCGACCAGUGCCAGCACUGCCAGUUCUGCUACCUCUGCCCGCUGGUCUGUGAAACAGUCUGCAGUCCAGGAAGCUACGUCGACUAUUUCUCCUCUUCCCUGUACCAAGCCCUGGCAGACAUGCUGGAAACUCCAGAAGCCUGACCCCCACCCCCCCACUACCCCCGCCUCGCGGCUGCGGAGCAGACACAUCUCCCUGGCCCUCCAGCCCCUUUCCAGAGCCAUAUUUAUUUCUCUAAAUAAACGUGCUCCCCGAAACCUCA
Phacochoerus africanus (Common warthog) is the source of this 2347-nucleotide messenger RNA. It is a transcript of the gene HRC, whose product is annotated as histidine rich calcium binding protein. NCBI's taxonomy places the organism in Eukaryota, Metazoa, Chordata, Mammalia, Artiodactyla, Suidae. The record is from RefSeq and is a predicted model, not a curated record. The transcript is spliced from 6 exons. Bases 207 to 2228 code for a protein of 673 amino acids. Gene Ontology annotation, molecular function: calcium ion binding.